AUGAGGAAACCUUCUGUCCAGCAGCCUUGGAAAGCCCAUGUUCCAACUGUGUCGGAGAUUGAAGGGCCUGUUGCGGUUGGCUUGACUGAUGUUGAGGUGGUGCUGGUAGUGGUAGAGGACGCUCUUGAGGUUGUGGAGCUACUGGUGGUUGAAGUGCUAGAGCUAGUGGCAGUCGUAGAACUGGCCCGCGAUGUCGUGCUAGAAGUCGCCGAUGUAGAUGAGGUGGACGAGCUUGUAGUUGAGGACGCCGUUGAUGAAGAUGCAGCGGAAGUUGAACGGGAUGUUAUGGUAGCAGAUGUGACGCUGGACACGGAAGAAACACCAGCUGGGCCUCCCGCAACCAAAGAACUCAAUGAAGAGACACCCGAGGCACCUGAUGAUACCGUGCUUGAUGAGGGGCGACUGACCAUGGAAGACGUCGUCGCUGAUGAUAGCGCACUAGAAGAGGGGGCGCUCGAAACGCUAGAAGGCAGUGUGUUUGACGAAGUCGCGCUGGUGGUUGAAGAGAGUGUAGCGAAGGUUGUCCAUGUCGUCAACGAAGUACUUGGGCUUAUGCCAGAAGACGACGUUGACGAAGUAGAGGCUGUAGAGCGAGAAGCAGAGCUGGUACUCGUACUGGCAGUCAAAGAAGCACUCGCUGCGCCGCUCGCGGAAGCGCUGAGAGCCGAACUACGUGAGCCCCCAGAGCUUGAGACACUUGUGGCGGCGCUGCUUGUUGCGAUAGAGCUCAUAGUAGAUGUCGGUGCAGAGCUAGAGGCGGAAGAGGAAGCGCUGUUCAAGCCACCGGCAAUGUUGUUAAACACGCCCAGCGAAGUGGUGAAAAAGCUCGUGGAGCUUGUGGAUAUACUGUUUGAGACAGAAACCGAGGUCGAGCUGCUGACUGAGCCUGUGCUAGUAGAAGCGCCGUUCGAGGUUGCGCUGGAUACUCCCAUAGAAGAACUUCCACUGCCCGAGACCAAAGAUGACGAAAGCGAGGUGGUUGACGAGCUAGAUGUAAGGCUACUACUGGACGAUGCAAUUGAAGCAGAGCUGGAAAUGGAGAGGGCACCGCCCGAAGAGGUCGCUACAGAAGAGCCCACACUGCUGGUCGACGACAAAGCCCCCAUUGAAGUGGGCAAGGAACUACUGUAG
Molecule: messenger RNA, 1131 nt
Organism: Fusarium subglutinans
Lineage: Eukaryota; Fungi; Ascomycota; Sordariomycetes; Hypocreales; Nectriaceae
Exons: 1
Coding region: 1-1131 (376 amino acids)
Source: RefSeq, a predicted model, not a curated record